GGACAGACCCGGCACCGAGAGAAGGGCGCACGGUCAGGCCAUGCCCGGGGAGGCUGCCCGCGCCGAGCUGCUGCUGCCGGAGGUGGACGGGCCCGGGCCGCGCACAGAGUCGUCCUGUGAUGUGGCUGCGGCCGCCACUCCUAGAGGGGACCGGCUGGAGCACUGUGCCCUGAUCCCCGGACCUGGCGGCCUGGCCCUCGAGUUUCUGCCCAGCAAGCCGGGCGCCCGGCCCCCACCGGAGGGAGCCAGCUGGGAUGCAGGGCUGCGCAGCACCCCCUUGGCCUGGGCAGUCCCCGCAGAAGGUGGCCCCAGCCCUGGGCCCCCUGAGGCCCGGCCCACCGGAGGUCCCCCUCCAGCCACCCUGGAGCCCCGAAUCGUAAUGGGCGAGGAGACCCGCUGGGCGCUCCCGCCGCCCAGGGCAGCCCUGCCAGAGCUCAGGGACUGGGAAGGUGGGCACCCCAGCCUGAACCCACCCCCCGAGUUGUGUUCUCAGGGUGACCCUCCUGUGCCUUGCCCUCCCCCAGACCCCGACUCCUACUUCACACCUCCCUCCACCCCCACCGAGACCGCCUGUGCCCCGCUCCUCAGCCUGGGGCCCCGCAGGGACGCCCGGGACACCCAGGCCGAGCUGGGGGACUCGCCGCCGCCCUCGCCCUCGGGCUCUUACAUCACGGCGGAUGGGGACAGUUGGGCCUCGUCCCCGUCCUGUUCCCUGAGCCUGCUGGCCCCGGCCGAAGGGCUGGAUGUCCCUUCGGGCUGGGGCUUUUCCCCACCGGGCUCUGUGGCAGAUGAGCAGGAGCUGCCCCCCACCGGGCCCCCCGGGCCCCCGUCCCCGGAGUCCAGCAUCUCGGCGGACAGCAGCUCUUCCUGGGGCCGGGAUGGCCACUUCUUUGAGCUAGACUUCCUGGCCAAUGACCCCAUGAUCCCCGCCUCCCUCCUGCCCUUCCGGGGCAGCCUCCUGUUUCAGGUGGAGGCUGUGGAGGUGACGCCGAGGGACCCUGAGGAGGAGGAGGAGGAGGAGGUGGAGGAGGAAGAGGAGGAUGAUGCCCAGGACUCUGCAGGGGACCCAGCCGGGGAGGGAGAGGAUGACAGUACGUUCGCCUCCUCCCUGCAGUCGCUGUCUGACCUCUCCAUCACUGAGGGCAUGGACGAGGCCUUUGCCUUCCGGGACGACACCUCAGCAGCCUCAUCCGACCCCGACUCCGCCUCCUACACGGGGGCAGAUGAUGAGAGGCUGUACAGCGGGGAGCCCCAUGCGCAGCCUGCCACGCUGCUGCAUGAUAGCCCUGGGGGGUCCGCUCCUGGGGUCUCCGAGGGAGAGGCCGGCCAGGAACUGGGUGCCUGGGAGAGAAGGGUGGCCCCUGUUUCAGGCGGGCAGCCUGCUGCCGCCGCUGCUUCGGCCCCUCCCGCCCUGCAGGAAGCCCCAGGCCUCACCGGGAUGACCUCUCAGGCCUGGGGGGAGGAGCUGGGCUCCAUGCUGGGUCCAGUGCCUGUCGCGGUCAUGCCUCGGCCCCUGCCGUUAGAGGACAGCACCACCGUAGGCCUGGCCCCUUGCACUAUCCUGGAAGAGGGGGGCCUCAUGCCAAGCCCAGACUCUCCACAGACCCUGAAGCAGGAAGCAGGCCAGGACCCUGAUUCUGUGGCCUCAUCCCGGCCCCUGCAGGACACAGGCUUCCCCUCAGGCUGGGGGUCUGCCAAUGCGGCCAGCCCCAUGUCCCAGCCGGGAGAAAUCGAUGGCACCUUACCCGAGGACCCUGACUCUGUGGCCCCACCCCAGCCCCCGCAGAACACAGGCCUCCCCUCGAGCCAGGGGUGUGCCCCUACAGCCAGCCUUCAGACCCUGCUUGCAGAUGCAGGCUGCACCCUGGGGAUAAAGCCUGUGGCCACCACAACCCAGCAGGAAGGACAAGUGACCUUGGAACCGAGGCCAGCACCUGAGAAGAGGGACACUAACUGCACUGGAGGCCUGGAGCCUCCGGCCUGGAACCAAGCCCAGCCAGACGGCAGCCCAGUGGAGCCGGCUGUAGACACUGGGACACUCUGGGCCUCAGGCGGAACUGCAGGUACCUCCAAGUCUGAAACGGAGGCCGCAGACCCCCCACAGCCUGCUAUGAAGGUCCCAGAAUGCCCUGAAUCUGUCAUACAAGCCACAGACCUUCCACAGCCUGCCAUGGAGGCCCCAGAAUGCCCCAAGGUUGCCAUGGAGGACCUGGAGCACCCCAAGACUACCACAGAGGCCACAGAAUACCCUGAGCCUGCCAUGGAGACCCCAGAACACCGUGAGCCUGUCUCGGAGACACCAGAACACCCUGGGCUUGUCACUGAGAACUUGGAACAUCCUGAGCCUGCCACGGAGGCCCCAGAACACCCUGAGCCUGUCACAGAGGUUCCAGAACAUUCCGAGCCUGCCACAGAAGCCCCAGAACACCCUGAGCCUGUCACAGAGGUUCUGAAACAUUCUGAGCUUGCCACGGAGGCCCCAGAACACCCUGAGCCUGUCACGGAGGUUCUGGAACAUUCUGAGCCUGCCACAGAAGCCCCAGAACACCCUGAGCCUGUCACAGAGGUUCCCGAACAUUCUGAGCCUGCCAUGGGGGCCCCAGAACACUCUGAGCCUGUCCCAGAGGUUCUGGAACAUCCUGAGCCUGCCAUGGGGGCCCCAGAACACUCUGAGCCUGUCACAGAGGUUCUAGAACAUUCUGAGCCUGCCACUGAGACCCCAGCACAUCCUGAGCCUGCCAUGAGGGACCCAGAACACUCAGAACCUGUCACAACAGUUCUGGAACAUUCUGUCACAGAGGUUCGGGAACAUUCUGAGCCUGCCACAGAGACCCCAGAACAUCCUGAGCCUGUCAUGGAGGCUCCAGAAUACCACCCCCCAGAGCUGGCCGUGGAGACCACAGAAUGCCCUGAGGCUGCCACUGAGACUCUGGAACAUCGUGAGCCUCCCACUGAGACCAUGGAACAUCCUGAGCCUGCCACCGAGGCUCUAGAACUUCCUAAGCCUGCUACGGAGACUCCAGAACACUCUGAGCCUGCCACAGAAGCCCCAGAACAUGUUGGGCCUGCCACGGAGGCUCUAGAACUUCCUAAGCCUGCUAUGGAGGCUCCAGAACACUCAGAGCCUGCCACAGAGGCCCCAGAACAUGCUGGGCCUGCCACGGAGGCUCUAGAAUUUCCUAAGCCUGCUACAGAGGCUCCAGAACACUCAGAGCCUGCCACAGAGGCCCCAGAACAUGCUGGGCCUGCCACGGAGGCUCUAGAACUUCCUAAGCCUGCUACAGAGGCUCCAGAACACUCAGAGCCUGCCACAGAGGCCCCAGAACAUGCUGGGCCUGCCACGGAGGCUCUAGAACUUCCUAAGCCUGCUACAGAGACUCCGGAACACUCGGAGGCUCCAGAACACUCAGAGCCUGCCACAGAGGCCCCAGAACAUGCUGGGCCUGCCACGGAGGCUCUAGAACUUCCUAAGCCUGCUACAGAGACUCCGGAACACUCGGAGGCUCCAGAACACUCAGAGCCUGCCACAGAGGCCCCAGAACAUGCUGGGCCUGCCACGGAGGCUCUAGAACUUCCUAAGCCUGCUACAGAGACUCCGGAACACUCGGAGGCUCCAGAACACUCAGAGCCUGCCACAGAGGCCCCAGAACAUGCUGGGCCUGCCACGGAGGCUCUAGAACUUCCUAAGCCUGCUACAGAGACUCCGGAACACUCGGAGGCUCCAGAACACUCAGAGCCUGCCACAGAGGCCCCAGAACAUGCUGGGCCUGCCACGGAGGCUCUAGAACUUCCUAAGCCUGCUACAGAGACUCCGGAACACUCGGAGGCUCCAGAACACUCAGAGCCUGCCACAGAGGCCCCAGAACAUGCUGGGCCUGCCACAGAGGCUCCAGAACUUCCUAAGCCUGCCACGGAGGCCCUUGAGCCUGCCAUGGAGACCCCAGAACAUGCUGGGUCUGCCACGGAGGCCCUGGAAUACCUAGAGCCUGCCACAGAGACUCCAGAACAUCCUAAGGCUGCCACGGAGACCCUGGAACAUCCCGAGCCUACCACAGAGGUUCUGGAACAUUCUGAGCCUGGCAUGGAGGCCCUGGAAUGUCCUGAGCCUACCACAGAGGCCCCAGAAUACCCAGAGCCUGCUAUGGGUGCCCUAGCACCCCAAGAACCUGCCAGAGAGGCCCUAGAAUGCCCUGAGCCUGCCGCGGAGGCCACGGCCCCACCCACGCCUGCCUCUGCUGGAGAGGAAGCAGCACCCAAGCAGGGAGCCCAUCCCAGGCCUCGUGUGCACGCUGCCGAUGCAGGUGGGCCCUGUUUGGCCCCAAAGGAGGCCCCGAGGAGUGAGAAUCGGCAGGCUGGAGGCCUUGAGCCAGCACCCCAGGGGGCUAGGAGGGCACAUCCUGUUGCUCGCCCCGAGGUGGGCCAAGUGUCACCCCAGAGCCCAGCGGAGGCAAGCGCAAACCCAGGGCUUGGGUUUCCCAUUGCUGUGGCCUCGGAGGCGGGGCCCAGCUCCUGCUCAGAGUCCCCACUGAGGUCUGUGCCCAGACUGGGCAGGGGCUGCCCCAAAGAGCCUGCCCCCCACUCACCAGCACCCUCUCUGCAUCAGGAGCCUGUGCUGAGCCCAGGCAGUGGGGCGUGGGCACAGGCGGCACCAAGAGCCCCCAGCUCGUCCCCAGCACAGUCCCCGAAGAGCCCUGCCAAAGGCCUGCCCAGCGUGCCCCUGGACAGGCUCCCAGGCCCUGAGCCCUCUGCUCCCCGUGUCCCCACAGAGGCACCCCCUACCCCCUGCCCUUGCCAGGGCUCCGGGGAAGACUUGGUGGAGAGCAAGGAGUCCCUGGGCUCUCCAGGUCUCCAGCCACCACAAGCAGGAGCCCAGCGGGCAGCAGCUGCCUUCUCAGGAACCGCAAAGCCUCCGGGGGCUGCGCAUUGUGCGGGCCUCCUGCCCCACUCCCUCCUCCUCAGCCCCAAAACGGCCCCCACGGGGGACACCCAUGCCAAAGACCAGGCCUGGCGGAUCUCGGCCCCCUGCCAAGUGCCUCCUGGCCCUCGAGGGCUCCCGGCCUCAGCUGCCGAGCAGCAGGAUGACCAGGACAGCCUGGAGGAAGACUCGCCACCCAGGGCCCCGGGAUCUGGCCAGGGAUCGGCCCAGCACUCCGACAGCCACGGGGAGUCAUCAGCAGAACCAGAGGAGCAGGACCUGUCGGGAGCACGGGGCGCGCAGUGCCCAGCUCAGGCCUCAGCAGGUGGUGGCAGUGAGGAGACCGUCACCAAAGCCAAGCAGAGUCGCAGUGAGAAGAAGGCCCGAAAGGCGAUGUCCAAGCUGGGCCUGCGGCAAAUCCAAGGUGUCACUAGGAUCACCAUCCAGAAGUCCAAGAAUAUCCUCUUUGUCAUCGCCAAGCCCGAUGUCUUCAAGAGCCCAGCCUCGGACACCUACGUGGUCUUCGGGGAGGCCAAGAUCGAGGACCUGUCACAGCAAGUGCACAGGGCCGCCGCCGAGAAGUUCAAAGUGCCCACAGAGCCUUCCGCCCUGGUCCCCGAGUCCACGCCUGGGCCACUGGUGAGGCCCGAGUGUGAGGAAGAGGAAGAGGAAGAAGAGGAGGAGGAGGUGGACGAAGCUGGGCUGGAGCUCCGGGAUAUCGAGCUGGUGAUGGCACAGGCCAAUGUGUCAAGGGCCAGGGCCGUGCGGGCCCUGAGGGACAACCAGAGCGACAUCGUCAACGCCAUCAUGGAGCUCACCAUGUAGCCGCUGCUGCCUGCCCGCCAUGGCUCCGCCCCCCGCCCCCCAGCUGUGCUGCUCAAUAAAUGGGUGUCUCCUCA
Messenger RNA from Hyaena hyaena (striped hyena), 5814 nucleotides. RefSeq names its product NAC alpha domain containing (gene NACAD). The record is from RefSeq and is a predicted model, not a curated record. Bases 41 to 5740 code for a protein of 1899 amino acids. NCBI's taxonomy places the organism in Eukaryota, Metazoa, Chordata, Mammalia, Carnivora, Hyaenidae. The transcript has 8 exons. Gene Ontology annotation, cellular component: nascent polypeptide-associated complex; cytoplasm. Gene Ontology annotation, biological process: protein targeting to membrane.